Fonsecaea monophora is the source of this 1008-nucleotide messenger RNA. RefSeq lists its product as hypothetical. The record is from RefSeq and is a predicted model, not a curated record. NCBI's taxonomy places the organism in Eukaryota, Fungi, Ascomycota, Eurotiomycetes, Chaetothyriales, Herpotrichiellaceae. The transcript has 2 exons. The coding region runs from base 1 to 1008 and encodes 335 amino acids.
AUGGCCUUGGUUCUCUCCAUCCUUGAACACACCCUCACAUCCACCGUCCAACAUCAUGGACAGAGGCUGCUAUACCUGCGGGAUUCAUCGCAUCAGGCACCGCCGGCCGACAAAGCGGGUCAACGCCAUGGGCCGCCGCUGUUACAACUGCGGUACCGCCCUCUGACAACGUCGUUGACAACGUCAGUCAACAUCAUGGACGGUGGUUGCUACAACUGCGGCGACCCUUUGCACCAAAUACCGCCUGUCGACAACGGGGGUCAACACCUAAUGAUAGAUCUUCUGGGUACAUUUGACCUUUGGCGGAUCGUGCCGGAAGUUCUGGUUGAUGGCAAAGUUGAACGAAGCUACCACUCUUGUACAUGCCUUUUAUCUGGUUCGAUCGUGAGAGUAAAGUUCAGGCUAUCGUCGGCAUCGGGAAAUGUCGUCUUCGUGGUCGACCCGAGGGACAAUUCACUUUUCACCACAUACCGUGGUUGCUACAACUGCCGUACCUCGACAACCGGAAUCAACACCCGCGCGGUGAUUGAUCGGCCCACAGGUGCCGGCGAGGAGGAGUCAUUCUUCAACGUCACCGUCUUCGAAUCUUCCACAGGUUACAUACCCGAUCCACAGAAGGUGGCCGAGGCGGCGGCAGAGCCCGCUGUAUCGCCCGAGGGGAUAUUGUCCCUGGUCCCCAGAUUCCUUGGAGGCUGGGAUCGUUCCCGGCCUCCUACUACAACUCACUUCUACCCCCCGACCUUCACCUAUCCUCAUGAUCCUCGCUAUCGAGGAAAAGUAUUGGGAUUUGUUGAAGGUGUCGACAUCGAUCUGCACUUCUCUCGGCUGGAUACCGUUGAAGAGCAUCCGGACUUCAAGUCCCUUGAGGCGCUGGACGCCGCCGACACCCAUACUUACAAUUACUCGAGGCGCUGGAACGCCAUCGAUACUCAAACCUAUAAUUACUCAAGGCGCUGGACGCAGCAGACACCCGGACCUACAUUUACUCAAGGCGCUGGACGCCGUUGA